Messenger RNA from Cloeon dipterum, 1063 nucleotides. RefSeq names its product macrophage mannose receptor 1-like. Bases 3 to 944 code for a protein of 313 amino acids. NCBI's taxonomy places the organism in Eukaryota, Metazoa, Arthropoda, Insecta, Ephemeroptera, Baetidae. The transcript has 8 exons. The record is from RefSeq and is a predicted model, not a curated record. Gene Ontology annotation, biological process: biological process involved in interspecies interaction between organisms. Gene Ontology annotation, molecular function: carbohydrate binding. Gene Ontology annotation, cellular component: external side of plasma membrane.
CAAUGUGUAUCAGUUAUCUGAAAGACACAAAGAUGCUUCUUUCUUGUCUUCUCUCUGCCACUCUGCUUGUGCAAGCGGCACUAUGUUCCCCUCAAGGAGCCAGAAUCGAUCCUCCAGCCAAGGAAUAUCUUAAAGAUCUCCGCUUUACAAUUGGAACUUCUGAAUACUUAUUCCUGACUACCAAGACCGAUUGGUACAAGGCAAAACUCAACUGCAAAGCCCAGGGAAUGGAAUUGGUCAGCAUCGAGUCUGCUGAGGAAAACGCUGGCUUGACUGCACAACUGCAGGCGUAUCCAUACGAAGAAGCUUGGACUUCUGGAACGCGACUUGGCACACACAACAAUUAUUACUGGGAAUCGACCGGCAACUUCUUCGGUCCAUACAAAAACUGGCUAAUUCCUCCUGAAUUCUAUGGGGACGAAGAGUUUGUGUACCUGCAAUCGUACGAAACUGACGGUUCGAGAAAAUGGCGAGAGAAUUCCGCCAACUACCCGACUAAAAUGGCAAUUUGUGAACUUCGCCCGCAAACCUACGACACGUCAAUUAAGAAUAAGCCUGGCAGGUUCACAAUUGAAGAUGGAUAUUACGAAAUCUCUUCUAUGAUGCUCCCCUGGCAACACGCAAAAAAUGACUGCCGCUCCAGAGGAAUGGACCUGAUAAGCAUCGAAACGGAAGAGGAAAACGCUGCCCUGAUCUUGGCUCUUCAGGAGUAUGAAGAGCCGUUCUGGACGUCAGGAAAUCGGUACCUCACUCAGGACUAUUACUGGGAAGCAACUGGCCAACUGAUUGAAGGCACGUACACCAACUGGGCCGCAGAGCAGCCAUCCAUUUAUCCCUGUUUGAAAAUGAAUGCCGACGUCCUGACGCGCCAGUGGUACACAGAAGAAUGCUACAUUGAAUCGAACCUUGCCCGAUAUGUUUGCGAGUUUCACCCCCGCAAGUAAUCAGGAUGAACUGUAGCAAAAUAUGGAAAUUAAAAAUAAUUUUCCUGCACUUCAAACGUUUAAGGAUAUUUCACUUCGAAUGCCUGCAACCAAAUAAUCUCAUGUACUAAGAUAUUCGC